This is a messenger RNA of Australozyma saopauloensis, 582 nucleotides long. RefSeq names its product lumazine synthase (gene RIB4). The transcript has a single exon. NCBI's taxonomy places the organism in Eukaryota, Fungi, Ascomycota, Pichiomycetes, Serinales, Metschnikowiaceae. Gene Ontology annotation, biological process: riboflavin biosynthetic process. The record is from RefSeq and is a predicted model, not a curated record. Bases 1 to 582 code for a protein of 193 amino acids. Gene Ontology annotation, molecular function: 6,7-dimethyl-8-ribityllumazine synthase activity. Gene Ontology annotation, cellular component: intracellular anatomical structure; riboflavin synthase complex; mitochondrial intermembrane space.
AUGAAUACAAGUAAUAUCUUCAAUAAAAAGGUCGUGUCGUCACCGCGUCCCCAAAAAUAUAAAUACUCGACCAAUUCCCGUUCUUUUUCGUUAAAUGUUCCCCACAGACGUCAACUAACCACACCAGGCCAAAACUUGAGAAUCGGUAUUCUUCAUGCAAGAUGGAACGCUAAGAUCAUCGACAGCCUCGUCGACGGAUGUAUCAGAAGAUUGAAGGAGCUCGGCGUUAAGGAGGAGAACAUCAUUGUGGAGAGUAUUCCUGGCUCGUUCGAGUUGCCUUACGGAAGCAAGUUGUUUGUAGACAAGCAGGCCAAAUUGGGCCAGCCUUUGGACGCUGUCAUUCCAAUUGGUGUGUUGAUCAAGGGCUCCACCAUGCAUUUCGAGUACAUCUGUGACUCGGUCACACAUCAAUUGAUGAAGCUCAACUUCGAGCUUGGUCUUCCGGUGAUUUUCGGUGUUUUGACCUGUCUCACUGAUGAGCAAGCCGAGGCCCGUGCUGGUCUUAUUGAGGGUAAGAUGCACAAUCACGGAGAGGACUGGGGAGCAGCUGCAGUGGAGAUGGCAUUGAAGUUUAGAGUAUGA